Messenger RNA from Naegleria lovaniensis, 387 nucleotides. RefSeq lists its product as uncharacterized. NCBI's taxonomy places the organism in Eukaryota, Heterolobosea, Eutetramitea, Acrasida, Naegleriidae. Gene Ontology annotation, molecular function: DNA binding. The record is from RefSeq and is a predicted model, not a curated record. The coding region runs from base 1 to 387 and encodes 128 amino acids. Gene Ontology annotation, cellular component: cytosol. The transcript has 2 exons.
AUGCAACAACUCCCUCCACAGGCACAAGGUUCCGAAGAGGAAAGAGCAAAACAAGAACAACAAAAGAAAGCAUUAGAAGAAGCAGAGGAAAAGAGAAGAGCUCUUCUUUCUCAGAUCUUGGAUGGUGAUGCAAGAGAAAGAUUAAACAGAAUUUCACUUGUUAGGCCAGAAAGAGCACGAUCCUUUGAAGACUAUGUCAUCAAGUUAGCUCAGACUGGAAAAUUGCCAGGAAAGAUUAAUGAGGAAACGUUAGUGAAAAUGUUAGAACAAAUGUCAGGAUCGUCAACCAAGGUCAAAAUUCAACGAAAGAAGAGUGCAUUUGACAGCGACGAAGAAGCUGAUGAAGACGAGGACGAGGAUGAAGAUGAAGAUGAUUUCUACAAGUAA